AUGAGUUCAAAUGCAACUGCUGAGAGAUUAAAGCAUGUUUAAGAAUUGAGGAAAGCUCACUUUUACUUUGGAUUUGAUGAAGACACAAAUCAUUAAUCUGUAGCUAAGCAACCAAUGCCAAUAUAGAAAACAGCUAAAGUUAGACCUAUGACAUCUGUUGUAGAGAAGGAUUAAAAGUUACAAUAACAGUAGCCAUUAUAGCCUAUAUAACCUCCAAAAUUACAAUAAAAUCAUUUUCAUUUAGGAGAUGACAAACCUAAAUUAGAAUCCAUAUAAAAAUCUGACUAUUAAAGACCUUAAAGUGCAGCUAUAGCUAAAUUAAGUGAUGAAACCAAGAAAGAUUUGAGAUCUCAUCAUUUCUAAUUAGGUUAUCAUGAUAUCAAUAAGCCAACUGAAUAUGAAUAAAAUUUUGGAGAUUAAGGCAAAAACAAUGUUAAGAAGGCAGAUAAUGCAGAUUUACGUAAACAUCAUCAUGAUUUUGGUGAUACAAAUAAUUAUUACUCUUCUAUGUAUGAUACUGUGCAUAAUAAACAAUAUGAUAAGGCUUUAUUAGGAUAAGGAUACUCAAAAGAAAGAAUGGCAGAAAUGAAUGUUCAAUUAAGAAAAACUAAUUUAGUUAUGGGAAGAGAUGGUAAUGGUUAUACAACCUAGAAUUAAGCUAUAUAUGGGAAACCAUAAUUAUAAGUGAAUAAUUUUCAAGAUAAGACCUAACAAUUAGUUAGAAAUACACAUAUAACUAUGGGUACAGAUAGAGUUGAAUAUACAAGUUAAGCUAAGGCUUCUCAUGUAGGAAAUUAAGGUGAUAGAUCUAUAUUAAAUGAGGCAUAAUUAAAAGAUUUAAGAGCAACACAUUUCUAAGUAGGAAAUGAUUAAGCUGUUAAUUAUUAAUCAGCAUAUAGAUCUUAAUUCUCAGAUAGAAAAGGAUAAUAAGAAUAAGUAAGGAAUCCUUAAUUUCAAUAAAAUAAUUUUGAUCUUAAAGAUGAAGUUGUAAAACCUACAAUUUAAGAACAUUAUAAAAGCACAUAUAAUCAAUAAUUUAAUGGAUAAAAGGCUGAGAAAGUNUUUGAAUAACAGAUUAAAUAAUUUAUAACAUGAGUUCAAAUGCAACUGCUGAGAGAUUAAAGCAUGUUUAAGAAUUGAGGAAAGCUCACUUUUACUUUGGAUUUGAUGAAGACACAAAUCAUUAAUCUGUAGCUAAGCAACCAAUGCCAAUAUAGAAAACAGCUAAAGUUAGACCUAUGACAUCUGUUGUAGAGAAGGAUUAAAAGUUACAAUAACAGUAGCCAUUAUAGCCUAUAUAACCUCCAAAAUUACAAUAAAAUCAUUUUCAUUUAGGAGAUGACAAACCUAAAUUAGAAUCCAUAUAAAAAUCUGACUAUUAAAGACCUUAAAGUGCAGCUAUAGCUAAAUUAAGUGAUGAAACCAAGAAAGAUUUGAGAUCUCAUCAUUUCUAAUUAGGUUAUCAUGAUAUCAAUAAGCCAACUGAAUAUGAAUAAAAUUUUGGAGAUUAAGGCAAAAACAAUGUUAAGAAGGCAGAUAAUGCAGAUUUACGUAAACAUCAUCAUGAUUUUGGUGAUACAAAUAAUUAUUACUCUUCUAUGUAUGAUACUGUGCAUAAUAAACAAUAUGAUAAGGCUUUAUUAGGAUAAGGAUACUCAAAAGAAAGAAUGGCAGAAAUGAAUGUUCAAUUAAGAAAAACUAAUUUAGUUAUGGGAAGAGAUGGUAAUGGUUAUACAACCUAGAAUUAAGCUAUAUAUGGGAAACCAUAAUUAUAAGUGAAUAAUUUUCAAGAUAAGACCUAACAAUUAGUUAGAAAUACACAUAUAACUAUGGGUACAGAUAGAGUUGAAUAUACAAGUUAAGCUAAGGCUUCUCAUGUAGGAAAUUAAGGUGAUAGAUCUAUAUUAAAUGAGGCAUAAUUAAAAGAUUUAAGAGCAACACAUUUCUAAGUAGGAAAUGAUUAAGCUGUUAAUUAUUAAUCAGCAUAUAGAUCUUAAUUCUCAGAUAGAAAAGGAUAAUAAGAAUAAGUAAGGAAUCCUUAAUUUCAAUAAAAUAAUUUUGAUCUUAAAGAUGAAGUUGUAAAACCUACAAUUUAAGAACAUUAUAAAAGCACAUAUAAUCAAUAAUUUAAUGGAUAAAAGGCUGAGAAAGUUAAUCCUAUAGUGGAUAAUUCUAAAAAUAUUAUGAUUGGAAAUGAUAAAUUAAGUUAUUAAAGUGAAGCUUAAGCAAGGUUUAGAGAUUUUCAUUCAAAACCAGGAAAAUUGUAAGAAGAAGUCUAAGCAGAGUUAAGAAAACAUCACUUUAAAUUUGGAACUGAUGAAGAUACAAUAGAAUCAGUGGCAAAAGCAUAAUUUAAGAAUCCUCAUGGAUAACCAGGUAAAAUGGAUGCAGAAAUGAAAAAAGUAAAUUUAUUAUAUAAAUAUCUUAUAGGAUUUGAGAACCCAUCACUUUUAAUUAGGUUAUUGUAGAAAUGAUUAUUAAACUCAUUAAAAAGAAUUUGGAUCAAAAUAAGGACCACCUAAUAAGUUACCUCCAGAGAUGGCUUAAAGGGUAAGAUAGAGUUCAUAUUAGAAUUGAUUAUAUAUUGUCAUAUUAUCGAUAUUAGUUAUAAUAGUGGUGGUUAUAUUUUAAUCGAAUAAUUAUGAUUAAUCCAUAAAUCACAGUUUUUAAUGUCUUCUUUAGGAAGUUAGAUUUUCUAUAGAACUUUUCGUUUUAUAGGAAAGUAAACCAGGAGAAGAAACAAAGACUAGUUGCUAUUUGGAGAAGAGUGUUUUUGGCAUCUUACUUUAUUGGAAUAAUGAGAUCAUUUUAGAAUAGAGUGAAGAUAUAUGGUGCAAUAAGACAAGAUGAUCAUAUGGAUUUAAUAGAGGAUGAAGUUUUUAAAUCAAACUAAGAAGAAAAGAAGGUAUAUGUAUUUUAUCCAGAUGAAUAAUUUAAAACAGUUUGGAAUAUGUUGUUGAUAUUUUUAUUAUUGGCAACUGCAGUUAUAACUCCAUUUAAAGUUUGUUUUGUAUGAAAUUACAUUAUUAUAAUUAGAUUGAUUCUGGAAAUGAAGGAUUUUGGUUUUGGGUUGAUGUAAUAUUUGAUGUUUUGUUCUUUGCUGAUUUAAUAAUAAACUUUUUGAGUGCAUUCUAUGAUGAGGAAUAGAAAAUUGUUGAUGAUUAUAGAAUGAUAGCAAAAUAAUAUAUUUAUGGAUGGUUUACGGUUGAUGUUAUUGCAGUUUUACCAAUUACUUAUUUUUUAGAUGAUAAUACAGAUACAGCAGCUCUUAGAUACAAUAAAUUGCUUAGAUUGAUUAGAUUGCCUCGUUUAUAUAGAUUAGUUCGUUUAUUAAAGAUUUCAAAAGCUAAUUUGAAUAUAAAAAAUAAAACAUAAGCAGCUAGAAUCCUUUCUUAUUUAGGAAUCAAUGAAGGAAUCAUUAAAGGAUUGAUUCUCUUAGGUAAAAUCUUAUUGAUAAAUCAUUUAAUUGCUUGUUUUUGGUAUUUCAUAGCAAAAUUCAAUGAAUUUGAUCCUAACACUUGGGUUGCUUAAGCACAUCUUGAAGAUACAACUCUAUAUAAUAAAUAUAUUGCUGCUUUUGAAUGGAGUUUGUAGACUCUCACAACUGUAGGUUAUGGUGAUAUUAAGGCUACUACAAUUGAAGAACGUAUAUUUGCUAUUAUUUGGAUGAUUUUUGGAACUGGAUUCUUUUCUUAUACUUUAGGAAAAUUAUCAUCUAUUUUGGAGAAUGUAGAUAAAAAAUGGGUUGAUUUUGAAAGAAGAAUGCAUUUAUUUAAUGAUUUUUCAGUUAGAGUUAAAUUACCAUAUGCUUUAAAAUGCAAAGUACAUAAAUAUUAUAGAAAUAAUUAUUUAAAAAAUGUGUAUUCAUCUCUAGAUCCUAAGAAAUUGAUUUAAGAAUUACCAUCAUAAAUUCGUAAUGAAUUGUUGAUGAUUUGUUAUAAAUAUUUGAUUGAUAGUGUUUCAUUACUUAAGAUUGAUAAGAAUUUUACAGCUACUAUACUACCUCAUCUCAAUUUUUUGGAAGUUCAUCCUGGUGAAAUCAUUUAUAGACAAGAUGAUCCACCAACAGAUAUUUAUUUUAUUGAAAAAGGCAAAGUCAAUUUUGUUACUCAUGAUAAAUAUACAUUAAUUACUUUAUUAGAGGCAUCAUUUUUUGGUGAAAUUGAAGCAUUUGAAGAUAUAAAUAGAGAAUAUUUUGCAAUUGCCAAAGAACCAACAAAUUUGUAAUUUUUUAUUAUAAAUAUAUUUAGAUUCUUUUGUUCAUAUGAUAUUUUUAGAAAUCUCUUAAAAGAAUUUCCUACAGUGGCUUCUGAGGUUAAAAUAAUUUAUGAUAAAAGGAAAUCCAAAUAUAAAACAUGUUUAUAUAUGAUUGAAUUAUAGAGAAAACGUAAUUCUGGAUCUGAUCCAAAAGAAGUAUUCAUUUAUAUUAAUGUAGGAAUUAUAAAAUAGUACUUAAUAUUAUUUAGGAUUAAUUGCUCAAUAUGAAGAAGAGUAAAAUAAAAUGAAUUCUACUAAAGGAUUAGUUAAUACAAAGAAGAAAAGUGUACUCGAUUAAUUUUCUUUUAAAAAGAAAUAAUAAAAAAUGUCUGUGUUUCAAACACUCAAAUGA
Paramecium pentaurelia is the source of this 4609-nucleotide messenger RNA. The record is from the annotation of a GenBank genome assembly. NCBI's taxonomy places the organism in Eukaryota, Ciliophora, Oligohymenophorea, Peniculida, Parameciidae.